Dibothriocephalus latus is the source of this 216-nucleotide messenger RNA. Lineage: Eukaryota; Metazoa; Platyhelminthes; Cestoda; Diphyllobothriidea; Diphyllobothriidae. The record is from the annotation of a GenBank genome assembly.
AUGCGACGCUGUCUAAACUCCAUUGGACCAAUAACUAUUUCACUUCUUGCGCUUGAUCCCUGGCACAGUUCGAUACAGAAGGACUAUCUACUUGGCCUUGAGACGGUUUGGGAUUCCUCAAAACUGACCCAAGCGAACGUCACAGUUGCCUACUCUGUGGAUGACUUCACCUUCUACGGAUCAAUUUCGAAUUGGGCAAAAGUAUACAGUGCUGGG